AUGUCAUCACCACCACCAUAUCAAACUCCUACCAACCUCCUCAAACGACCCUCCGUCUCCUCAGCGGUAUCACAGCCUAUUAUCAAAAAGGCGCGCAUGCACCCUCUUCGCCAGACCUCGUUCCCGACUCUCGAAGCAGAGCGCAGUUUCGGCGCAGCUAGCGACGCAGGCAGUGUAACGGGCAGUUACACCGGAAGUCUAGGCGGAGGCAGCGCAGAUGGGGUAUUUGCCGGGGCAGCGCGCGGAAAAAAGCGCGGCCGCAAAAGCAAGGCUGAGAAAGAACGCGAGCGCGAGCGCGAGGAUGCUCUCAGUUCCAGAGCUGGUGAUGGUCGAUUAGGAUCUGCCGAUGCCGAGGGCUCAGUACGAGGUAUGGGCGGCGGUGGUGGAGGUGGUGAUGAUGGUGAUGACGAUGACGAUGACGAUGAGGGAGAGCUUUUGGGCCGUGAAGAGGGCACGACCGAUACGGAGGCUGAGAAGAAGAACCUUGCGAUUCUGGUUGAUGCGUUUAAUCCCAUGCAAUCUGAGCGAUAUGACUUAUUCAAGCGUGCGAAGCUGCGCAAGGAAUCACUUCGUCGUAUCGUCAACCAUGCACUCUCACAAUCAGUCCCAGCAAGUGUUGUUACCACAGUCAACGGUUUUACCAAGGUCUUCGCUGGUGAGAUGGUCGAAAAGGCGCGAACCGUGCAGGCCGAAUGGGCCGUCGCACACGAUCAAGCUGCGCUGGCCGAAUUCGAGGCCGAAGAGCAAGCUGCCGAGACGAGAGCACAGGCCAGAACUCAGGCCCAAGCCCAAGCUACACAGUCCAAUACAGGAACGCCUACGCCAUCUGGAACACCUGGUUCCGGGGUCAGCAACGGUAUCAAGAAAGAGUCCGACGCAGACCAAGCCAGACCCUCGGCCACUCCUGUCCACAACCCCAACGCUGUAUCAUCACCUUCCCCAUCAUUGCACCAACUCGGCCUAUCGUCGGCACCUCUACGCCCACGACGCGAAUUCCGACCCCCGCCCAACCCUCACAGGGGCCAACUUCUACCUGCACACCUGCGUGAAGCGCUACGACGCUCAAAACGUGAUGGUGAAGGUGGAGGUGUUGGCUUCUCGGGGAUGAGCCUGGACAAUUUGGGAGUCAAGGGUUCAGUCACUUGGAACGCGGGUCCUGUUGGUGGCCGUAGAAUCUUCCGCUAA
Penicillium atrosanguineum is the source of this 1185-nucleotide messenger RNA. Its product is annotated as transcription initiation factor TFIID subunit 11 family protein. NCBI's taxonomy places the organism in Eukaryota, Fungi, Ascomycota, Eurotiomycetes, Eurotiales, Aspergillaceae. The transcript has 2 exons. Bases 1 to 1185 code for a protein of 394 amino acids. Gene Ontology annotation, cellular component: transcription factor TFIID complex; nucleus. The record is from RefSeq and is a predicted model, not a curated record. Gene Ontology annotation, biological process: transcription initiation at RNA polymerase II promoter; RNA polymerase II preinitiation complex assembly. Gene Ontology annotation, molecular function: transcription coactivator activity; protein heterodimerization activity.